AGGAGGAAGAAAGAAAAAAAGGAAAAAAGGAGGACUUUCCCCUGGCUCUUAUCUGGGGGAAAAACAGCCACAUAGUUCGUCGCACUGUUCGUCAACUUGAAACUUUCACCGGCAUCUUCGGCUGGAGAGAAAAUCUGCCGUGAAGGCGGGUUUCCUCUGCAUUUUCCGUCUGGGAUUAAGUUCUGUAUGGAAACAAAUGAUAUUUGAACCCGCAGAGAGGAGCGGAGAGAGAGGAGGGAGUGCCACAGAAAUCUUAAAGGUUUAAUCCGGGAAGAAAAAGCAAGUUCUUGAGGCGACUUUGCAGUGAACAAGAGGACACUGAAACAGAAAAAGACACAAGUAAUAUUAGUGAUAAUAAAAUUAUGGCGUUGAAGGCCAGAGUGUUGUACGACUUCCACUCUGAAAACCCAGGGGAGAUCUCCAUAACAGAGAAUGAGCUGGUGACCCUGUUCAGCGAGGAGGAGCUGGAGGGCUGGCUGGAGGGGGAGAACAGCAGGGGGGAGACUGGCCUCUUCCCCGCCUCCUAUGUGGAGAUCGUCAAGGAUCACAUCACCUCCAAUAGUAACAACAACAGCUUCUCCUCGCCCAAAACCAAAGCCCUGCCACCCACCCAGACCUCCUUCACAUCUCCUGACUCCCAGCCGCAGAGGGGACUCGGGGCCGGCAGUGGCGGGAGUGGUGGAGGCAGCUUCCACACCAGUCAGGGCAGUGACGACGACUGGGACGACGACUGGGACGACGGCUCUCCUGCUACCGAUGCGCCUCAGGGUCUUGGUAGCACGCCCCCCUUGCACCCAGUGACCACCUCCUUGCCUGCACGCCGUGGGUGUGCCCAGCAGCAUCAGCAGCAUGCCAAGAGCUCGGCCACGGUGGGGAGGAACCUCAACAGGUUCUCCACCUUUGUCAAGUCCGGAGGCGAGGCCUUCUUGCUCGGGGAGGCCUCUGCUUUUGUGAAGGAUGGGGACAGGAUCUGUGUGGUGAUGGGGAAGCACGGGCCCGAAUGGCAGGAGGAUCCAUACCCGUUCACGUGCACCAUUGACGACCCCACCAAGCAGACCAAGUUCAAAGGCAUGAAGAGCUACAUGUCCUAUGGCCUGACCCCAACGCACACAAAUGUACAAGUCAACCGCAGGUAUAAACACUUCGACUGGCUGUACGCUCGGCUCGUGGAGCGUUUCCCUGUCAUCUCAGUGCCCCACCUGCCGGAGAAGCAGGCCACCGGACGCUUCGAGGAGGACUUCAUCUCCAAGAGGAGGAAGGGUCUGAUCUGGUGGAUGAACCACAUGACCAGCCACCCUGUGUUGGCGCGUUGUGAUGUUUUCCAGCAUUUUCUAACGUGCGGGGUAGAUGAGAAGGCCUGGAAACAGGGCAAGAGGAAGGCAGAGAGGGACGAGCUGGUCGGGCCCAAUUUCUUCCUCACGAUCAGCACACCUGCUGUCCCUCUGGAUCUCCAGGAAGUCGAGAGCAAAAUCGAAGGCUUCAAGACCUUCACCAAGCGGAUGGACGAGAACAUCGUUGUCGUGAACACCACCAUCAACGAGUUCGCCCGCAAGCAGAUGGCAGGGUUCAAAAAGGAGUACCAUAAAGUGGGACAGUCCUUCAAAUUCCUGGCACAGGCAUUCGAUCUGGACCAGCAGGCCUACUCAGCGGGCCUGAACAAGGCCAUUGCCUACACUGGCGAGGCCUACGAGGCGAUAGGAGAGUAUUUUGCUGAGCAGCCACGCCAAGACCUGGAUCCUAUUUCUGACCUGCUGGAUCUCUACAGAGGACACCUGGCCAAUUUUCCUGACAUCAUCCAUGUACAGAAAGGUGCACUGACCAAGGUGAAAGACUGUCCUAAGCAGGAAGGUGAGCUCCACGACCGCUGCAACAUUAUUUCCUGCGCCACACUGGCAGAGAUCCAACACUUCCACCGCACACGUGUACGGGACUUCCGCUCGCAGAUGCAGCACCACCUCCGUCAGCAGAUCGGCUUCUUCCAGAAGAUCACUGCCAAGCUGGAGGACGCGCUUCAGAGAUAUGACGAUGAGCAGUAGGAAUAGAGGGAGAAGUUGCACUGCAAAGGCCUUUAGGAAGUGGGGGGAGGCCUGAAGGGGGAAGCAGACAGUGUUGAUUGAUGGGUUCGUCCUCUGGUAAUGGAGAACAUCUUAACAUCUUGUAAGAGAGAAAACCUUGGAGACUUGUGUUGUCAUGGGACCUGAGCCUGGUAUGAAUGUUGGAAGAAAUAUACCACUCUGUAGAAAAAUAUAGGCCACUGGACUGUGGAAUGACAACUUCUUGUAUUAUCCGGACAGCUCUGAUGAAUGUACCAGUAACAGGGAUUUUUGUUGACGCUCCAGGCACAUCUUUCAAAUCAGCGGGACUGCACAGAUAUUAAAAACAGCUGCUCUCAAUAUGAUGGGGAUGCCUCUGGAUUCCCGGUUUGAGAGUCAUGUAAUCUCUCCAAUCCUCCACUGCCUCACCACUUCAUGGAAACCCUCCAUCCGGGAACAUGGUAACCCCACACAAAUAUACGUAGAUAAGAAAUUCCCUAAAUCACUUAAACUGGAUCUUUUAAUGAUUGAAAGACACAAUAAAUGUAAUCUAUCUCUAUAUGUCAUUGUUUUUACUUGAAUUACCUGCUCAGUAUUGCUUUUUAUGUGAUUAUAGUGCAUUUCAAAUUCUUCUGAGGACAUAGUUUUUUGUCACAAAAAAUUAGACAAUCAUAGUGAAUACUGGUGCAGUCAGUAUUGUGGUUUUAGCCCAUUCAUGUCAGUGUCGCUGAGGUGAAUACUCCAACUUUGGGGGAGCCAAAGUCAGAUUUUUUUUUUUUCGUCUUAUAGUGGCUUUAAGGUUGGUUUCCCUAUCCUACAUGUUAGCCUGCUACUUCAAAACAUUCUUUUGAACCAAUCAGUAACCAAAAUAAGAUCCCAGUACUGUUUGUUGUGAGUCCCCAGUUGAUUACAGUAUUUUUGUUGUUGAAGGAUACCACUGUUCUCUGUGGUUUGCAAAAUUUCUGCAACCAGAAACCUUUUCAAUAAAAGCUGAUAUUCUGAAUACUUUUACCAGGCAGCAUCCUGCACUGAUUUAAUGAGCCUCACCCAUAGAGCAGCUCCUUCAUAAAAUCAGCAGCGGGUUCCAAGAUAAACAUGUAUCAAACAGUCAGAGGGAAGUUUGUGAUCUGGUAUAUUUAACCAAUAUGCUCCCUAAAGAAAUAGGGAAAAAAUGAGGAUUAAUUACUGAGAUAAUCAACUGAAUAUAUUACAGUGGUUUACACUGUAAAUGUUAUAGUAUCUAGUGCUGUCACAUAGUAUUUCUGGUAAAUGUUUCAGUUUCAGGUCUGACUUGACAUUCCUUUCCUGGGAAGUUACUUUAGAGGUUUAUAAUAGGGUGAGCGACCAGCCUGUUUGUUGUUCCCAACAGCUUUUUUUCUUUUCUUCAGAAACAGAUAAUUAACUAUGAUGAAACUGUUUCUUAACACUUUUAAAUGUAACACAGUGGGACAGCAUUCCAGUAAAUACAUGAAAGUAGAAUGUGUUUCAGUCAUUUAUUUCCAUUUCUUUUUCUUUUUUUUAUGUUGUUAAAUGUAAAUGCCAUAAACACCAUUCUCAGAGAAAAGCCCCUAUGCUGGUAAAGAAACAUUCUGAUCUGCCUGUUAUUGCUAUUAAAACCAAGAAUGCCAUGACAACACCACAAACUACGACUAACAUUUCUAACUUCUGAUUUUUUUGUGAAUGAAUUUGUGCAAGAAUAAAUCACAAAAUCCAAAUAUAAUGCUAUUUUUAAAAUUACAUUAGACAAUAAAAGUCUAAACACAGUGUCACUAAGGGCAUGACAGUGCCAAACAAAUGACUUUAAUGCUGCAACAACAUUCUGAACAAGUUUGAGUACUAAUGUCAUAUCACUUUGCAAUGGAGAAGAGCAUAUUUUAUUUAUAUGAAAAUGUCAGGUCAUUUCAUAAAAUCACUUUCUCAUUUUGUCAUUAAAAAGCCUGGUGUGCCAUUCCUCCAACCUUUGUCGAACUAUGUACAAAUUAUUCUGCAAAUAUGACAUAUUUUUAGUGAAGUUAUGUCAGGCCAGUAUAGAAAUUGUAUUCUGUAUUCUGUGUGUUGUCAAGUGCAAAGUUUUGCCAAAGAGUAGCAUGUUCUCACUUGUUUUUGCUGUGGAAGCAGCAGCAGUCCGAUCCCUGAUAUCUGACACCAGAGUUCACAGACUGCAGGUCAAGUUACUGCAGCCACAGGCCCUCCAUUAUUUAGGCUUAGCCUCUUUCUCCUCUCCCAUUUCUUGUCAUUUUCCUCUUCACUGUUUUUUCAGUUAUCAUUUUAUUUGAUUAUACCAAAUCUUUUUGUUUAUAACGAUAUUAUGAAGAUUGGGGUUAAUCAGGAUAUAUUGUCCUACUUCAUGCAAAAAAACAAAGCCUUCUGGUGGUGCAUAGACUGGUCAAUAUACAUCUGGAAACAUGUUUUGAAUACUGACUUAAAAUAACAAAGACUUUUUCUUUUUGUGUUUGACUGUUGAUUGGCUCUGUUGGCUGAAGCCUACUUUUGCAAGUUACAUACAACCUAGAAGUGGGUUUAUGUAACUGUCACACAAUUGUGAGUUUUACUGGCAUUUUUACGUGUUCAGAUACUCGGCUUUUAAUGGCCAUCGCCAAUGUCACCAGAUGGACACUGUUGGUCAUUAACACUGCAAAAAAUAUUGCACGAAAGAUGAAUUUGGAUCCUCUGUCUUGGUUUGCAGUUCCAUUGACAGUUCAUUGCAUUUAUGUGUUUGAGUUGAACACACACACAAGUCUUUAAGACAUAUCUUUUAAUAAAAAUAAAUCUUUCACAGCACAUGGUAAACGGAUGCAGGCAUAAAAUGGGUCAAAAGUGAAAAAGAUGCUGAAGUCAAUCCAGAACUGGGAAAGUUACCUAUGUCUUUACAUCUCACUAUGA
This is a messenger RNA of Xiphias gladius (swordfish), 4916 nucleotides long. RefSeq names its product sorting nexin-18-like. NCBI's taxonomy places the organism in Eukaryota, Metazoa, Chordata, Actinopteri, Istiophoriformes, Xiphiidae. The record is from RefSeq and is a predicted model, not a curated record. The coding region runs from base 363 to 2036 and encodes 557 amino acids. The transcript is spliced from 5 exons. Gene Ontology annotation, molecular function: protein binding; phosphatidylinositol binding. Gene Ontology annotation, cellular component: plasma membrane; cytoplasmic vesicle. Gene Ontology annotation, biological process: endocytosis; protein transport; cleavage furrow formation.